Protopterus annectens (West African lungfish) is the source of this 4953-nucleotide messenger RNA. It is a transcript of the gene AS3MT, whose product is annotated as arsenite methyltransferase. Gene Ontology annotation, biological process: toxin metabolic process; arsonoacetate metabolic process. The record is from RefSeq and is a predicted model, not a curated record. Gene Ontology annotation, molecular function: arsenite methyltransferase activity. Gene Ontology annotation, cellular component: cytosol. Lineage: Eukaryota; Metazoa; Chordata; Ceratodontiformes; Protopteridae.
AAUUAUUAUGGCAAGGUGUUACGGAAUGUUGAUGAUUUGAAAACGGGUACCUGUGUACCCAAUACCAGACCAUUACCAAGACACAUAAAAGAUGCAUUGGAAGAAGUUCAUGAGGACAUAGUGGCAAGGUACUAUGGCUGUGGUCUAGUGGUACCACAGUCACAGUCUCUGGAAGGCUGCCAUAUUCUCGAUCUUGGAAGUGGAUCUGGUAGAGAUUGCUUUGUCCUCAGUAAGCUGGUUGGUGAAAAGGGACAUGUCACUGGAAUAGACAUGACCUCAGAACAGAUUGAUACUGCCAGAAAGUACAUUGACCAUCACAUUCAGAAAUUUGGUUUCAAAAAAGCCAAUGUAGAGUUCAUUCAUGGCUACAUUGAAAAUCUCAAAGAAGCAGGGCUGAAAGACAACACCUAUGAUAUAAUUAUCUCUAAUUGUGUGAUUAAUCUUUCUCCGGAUAAGAAGGCAGUACUGAAGGAGGCUUACAGGGUGCUAAAGGAUGGAGGUGAGAUGUAUUUUAGUGAUGUCUAUGCAAACCUAGAACUCCCUGAAGAAAUCAGAAAACACAAGUUAUUGUGGGCAGAGUGUUUAGGUGGAGCCUUGUUUUGGAAAGAUUUAGUGAACAUAGCCAAGGAAGCUGGAUUCACCACCCCUCGCUUGGUGACUGCCAAACAGGUCAUGGUCAACAACAAAGAACUGGAAGCUGCCAUUGGUGAUUGCAAGUAUGUUUCAGCUACUUAUCGCUUAUUUAAAAUCCCCAAGACAUGUGCAAAGGAAAAGUGCCAGGUUAUUUACAAUGGAUCAAUCAAAGACUAUGAAAAGGAAAUGGAGUUCGACUCUACCUAUACAUUCAAGGAAGGGGAUAUAACAGAUGUUGAUGAAGAACUGGCUGCUAUUUUGAAAUAUUCAAGAUUUGCAGAUGAUUUUAUGAUGCGACCACAGGGAGGGAAGCAGACUGGAGGAUGCUGUCCUAAUCAGCCUAAAGAAAUCCUCGUUGAUCCAUUCUUGCUGGCUGAACAGGUAAAGGGAGGUAGCUGCCUGCCCGGUACCAAAGGGUCAUGCUGCAGUACGAAGAGCUGUUGCUGAAGUGAAGGGUGUUGACAAAUACAUAAUAAAGGGGUUGUUCAAAGUGUUGUACUGUAACUGAUGCCAACAUGUAAGGCAUAUGAGUUAUUGAUGUGUAGCACUGCAACUGAUAUUCUAGUAUUCUGUUAAACACAUUAUAAAACACUGCACGGUUUUGUUAAAAGUUAACAUCACAAAACACAGUUGUAUAUCCAUGUUAAUUUAUCCUUUUAAUCAAACAUGAUUUUAUUUUCAGUUGGCACUGUGUUGAACUUUUGUGCAUUUCAUCGCCAUAUUUUGUACAACCGUUUUGCUUUAUUUUCACAGUAGAACAUUUCUGUGUGCAAUGCAGCAUUAAGUAGUUAAAAAAUAGACAAGUUACUUUUUGCAUUUUUCUCUUCAGAAAAGUUAGAUGGUCAUACAAGUUUUUAUUUCUGUGAAUUAGUUUAUACAGUCAGUAUUAGAAAGUGUAAUACAAAUAAACAUGACAAAAUAAGUUGCAUAUUUCUUGACUGUUCCUCUACCGUUUUAGGGGUUACUGGUGGAUCUUUUAUUUUGAGGAUAUUGUGUUUUCAUUUCAGAGUUAUAAUCUAGCAGAGUGAAAGAACAUUGAUGUGAAAUGAGUCCUAUAUCACAAUCAGAUGGAACCUUACAUUAAUCAGUCAUUCUUUCUUCCCUUCCUAACAUUUUUAUAUUUGCAGUUCUCCAAAUCUGUCCUUGCAGUUAGAUUACUCGGUGCUCACAGCUAACAUGAUGUCCUGUUUUGCUGUGGGCUGCAGAAGUGAGCAGCAUAUUCCUGUUUGAGAACUCAAUGGCACUUGUGUAAUGGGAAGACACAUUUGUAUUUUGAGUCCACACCAGUGUCGGUGCUGUCCAGUAUUCUGUUUGACUUUUCCCCUACCCUGUUAUAAUGUGUAGCGUAAUAUGUGGCUUUGAGGAUGAGUCUAACAGCUAAAUAAUUUUCUUCCUGUGUUCACCUAGUGGAUACUCCUGCUGGCAUGCAAGUUGUCACAUAUGGCCUCAGUAAAAAAAAAAAAUAAUAAUUGUAUGGUUGUGACCUUUUUCACAAUGACUUCACCUAACUCUUAAAUACUAAAACACAUUGGCCUGGUGAAUGGCUGACAGUUGUUGACCCCUUUUCCUUUUGUGGUACCAACCAUGAGGGCUGAACUUGUUUUCUAUCUUACCCUAAGUGCGUCUUUGACACAAGUAUGCUAGUCAGAACCAACCCUACCAUAAAACUUUGUAGCUUCCCAUUAAACACUGGUUUUCUGCUUGAAUUUUCCUGAUAACUUGGUACCUACAACUGUACCAUUUAAUUUUGCCAUUAAUCUCCUUUGAGUUACAUUGUCAAAGCCUUUCCUGAAGCCCACUGAGAAUUUCCCUUGCCAUUGUUUGUAGUGACCAGACCUGAGAGUGGAUCAGCUGUAUUGGAUGCAUUAAUCCAUGCUGUUUUCUGUGUAGUAGGCAACUGGAAUUCUUAAACUGUACUAGCUAGUCAGAACAAUAAUUUCCACAACUUUCCAGGGUUGAUGGCCAGGUCCAGGAUGCAGAGGUUUUUGCUUUGACUACAGCCCAGAGCCGGCCCAGGUCUGAGCUUUGACUUGUAGGUCCUUGUACUGGAGGAGUUAGGUAAGUGGUGAGAUGGCCAACCCUGGCUCUUCCCAUGGUACUGAUCUGCAGCUCAGGUGCCAUUUAACAGAUAGUAUGUUGAUAGGCUGUGACAUGGGAGUCUGAAGGCUCAGUCUUCUAAGGAAUACACAUGCACCUAGCCAGGUAAUGGAUGGGUAGGAACUCAUAUCUGCUGUUCAGCUGUUCAUUGCAGAUAUGCACAUGCCUUCUGGCCACUAGAGGGAGAGAGGAGCAAAUACAAAAAAAAAAAGAUUCAGCAUAUUGGGGUAACAUAGUCAAAAGGACUUCUGUAAGCUCAUGAUUAUUCCCUUCAACAAUAUGAAUACUAAUAUUAGAGACAGACUGAAAAACACUGCAGAGCUAUUUUUGGUUCUACAGACCUUUUGGGAAAUGACUCUUAAUUUGUUUAUAAAGAGGCCAGAAACCUUAAAACCUUGCUGGAAUCAGGAGGUAGUACUACUAGAAACUACUAAAAACACCUUACUAGGCAGUAGGAGUAUAAGGAAAUGUGGGGUUUGUGGCCAGUGCCAUUGCAUUUUUGAUUCCAACAACACUGUAGCAGCUAGUUACCAAUUCACCAAGUAGACAUGCAUAAGUUUGCAGGGAUUUGUAUUUAUUUAUUUUUUUUUUAUCCUGGAGAAGGUACUAAAUUUUACUAGAGGAGGAGACUGAAAAACCCAAUUUGAAUAGAGUGAGUAAUACUGGCAAAUUUUGUUGAAUGCAAGCCAACCCAUUUAAAUGAAAGAACAUUCUGCAAAAUUAUAAGUAAAUCCUACACAGAAACAGUUUUGUUGGGAUUGCUUUAAUAUUAAAAUACUUUUUUUAUUUUUCUGUGCAUGAAUUUGUAUGUAAUUGAACAUAUGCACUUUUUAAUAUUUAUGCAUUUUAAUUAUUUUUCUAAAAUAUUCAUUGUUUAGACAUUCUAUUUUAAAUGCUAACAUUUUUAGUAUGUCACUACCAGGGUUACUUGACAGGAUGCUUUUAUAUUACAUGAGAGGAAGUAAGUUGUUUUUAGUUCAGAUGAAAUUUAAUUUUAUACUGUGGGAAUUGAAAGUGCAUAACUUUUCUUAGUAAAUUGAGAAAUACUCUGAUUUAUAUGCCUUUGUUUGUUUGAAACAUAUUCUCACGUCAAAUUGACUUUUUGGUUACAAGCUGUCAUUGGAUACUAGUAUUGUGAUCCUGCAAAUGUUUCCUAUAUUUUCAUUGCAUAGCAUCAGGCAGGCAUGCCUUAAUCUUGCAUUCCUCCCCAAAUUUUACUCUAAGCCACUUACAGAAAACCUCCAAAUUACCCGGUACUGGAAAAAAUAUAAGCACAAUGUCACAAGUAACAACCAAUAUGUCAGCCACAAAAUACGGAGUUUGCAGCUCAAUCCUUUUAUUUGAAAACUUCCAUUAAAGCUCCCAAUAAAAACCUUCACAGUUGAACAUUCAAGUUUUAGCGCUUUUGUCUUUGAAUAAAGACAUCAUCAAAAUAAUGAAUGAAACAUCAACAUACAUCAUUUGAAAAUAUGAAUGAAGUUAACGCACUUUCAAGUAUGACCAAUCAAAAUCUGCCAUACUGACAUCACAGUGAUCUGGCUUAUAACUACAUACACAAUUCUCUUCAAAUCUUUCUCAUAAAACUGUAGCAGAGUAAAAACCAUGUACCAAAAACAUUUUUGACCAUAUUUUAAAAAACUACCAAUGCAAAUAAUAUUACAAAAAAUGUAGCAGAAAAAUGAUUAUGUCCCUGUUAACGAAGGUAAACAUUUGUUAAACUACUAAAGCCUGCUUCUUUAAUUCGCUAGCAAUGGAAAUUGUUUCAUUCAGAGUGGGAUGAUUUGUACCAUCCAAUCUGAAUUGCCAGCACAUCUCCCUGUGCAAAAGUCUGUUUUCCCAGUCACCACUAUGUGGUGAAGCCCUAAUUUGUUCAAAAACAAAAAAGUGAACUUAGUAAAUUCGUUGCACACCAUAGAAUGUCUUGCUACUGUGCUCUUGCAGUCUUUACGCUGCUGUGAAGAUGCUGAUGGAUAUGUUCAUUGAAUGCAGUUUCAGUUUUCCCACAUGAAAUGUAGGACAUGUAGUAUAGGUAGCUAAGUAUACCAUUCUCUGUGAAAAACAAUUAUACGAGGCACUUCAGUCAAAAGUAUUCACUUUACUUAUUAGAGGUCCUUUGUAAUUUGUGUUGCUAUAUGAACAUUGGUGGCAGUGACCACAUUUUUUCAUUGUUUGUAGCUCAUUGUUGGACAUCUUAGUUUUCUCUAAUAAAAGUUUCAUGUUGGA